AAUGAAUAAUGAAAAAUAAAACUCAACAUAUGGAACAAAAAUACCAGACAUAAAAAUGCAAAAAAUGAAAAAUAACAAAAUUAUGGUUCACGAUAAGGUGUGGAUCAAAUUCGAAAGGAGAAGAUCAAGAGAUCCUCAUCAAGAUUAUUGCUCUGGAUCUUACGAAGUGACCAAAUUUUCUAGUCCUGCCAUCGAAUUUUCAAAAGACGACCAUCUUACAUACAAAACGAUAUAUCAGUGAGAAAGUGUUGUGAACAAACAUUAUUUAAACGUGAAAUUUUCUAUUGAAUCAAUGAAAUUUCAUUUUAAAUGCAAAGAACUAGUCAAAUAAAAAAUAGUGAGAAGAUAAACAAGAUAAAGUGAACUAUGAAGGAAAUACAUUCUGUGUAAAAAAUGACAAAAUAUUAAUAAUCAAGUGAACAAAGUAAGAUCAAACUAUCAAAAAAUUGAGUGAGAAUGCAAUUUCGAUCGCAAAAGAUGUCUGUGUGAAAGUUUAAAAUGGAAAGAGUUUAUGAGCAACGCCUGAGCAUUCAUGAAAUAUAAAAAUAAUUCUGCGAAACAGUGGCUCGUAGUACAUGGCAAAGAUGGAGAUGACAAAAAGCGAGCAAAAUGAAGCCCAAAAUGAGGUGAACAUAUAGACGUCUCUGAUGAAAAUAAAUAUGAUAGCAAAAAGUGAAAAACCCAUAGAUAAAAGUGGCGCAAAAUAUUCAAAAAGUGUAGGUGACAGUGCAAUAAAGACUUGAGCUACAAUUAGGCAACGUGUACCGGGCGAAAAGAAAAAAAUAACAUACAAAGUCAUUUGACUGGAACUUUAAUGUAUUUGGUGCAAUAUUACUUUUAGCGGUAGAAUGAUGAGAGUCAAAUUUGAGGGACCGAUUAUGCAAUAUCAAUUGAAUCGACCGCAUUGUUUAUGGGAUAUUUCCUUCAUUCAUCUAGCUGUUUUUGUUUGUUCUCUGCUCACAAAUGUUGAUUUGACCGAAUCGUUUCGACGUGGAAACUUGUUAAUACCACGAACAUAUUCGCCGAUAAGCGGGGAUUUAAAUGUGCAGCUUCAAUAUUUUAGCCAAGAAAAGCAAAAAACCGUCAAAUCAAAUUUCAACCGUGACGAUGACUCAGCGUCGUUAAGCUCCGAAGAGGAUGAUUUUGUAAAAACGACAUCGGCGCCCAAACAAACGAAACCAUUUGGUGAUGAUGAUGUUCGCUUGCAAGUGAGCCGUUUCGUUGGCACAAAUCGUACAACCGUUGCAAUCCUAGAUGUGUACCCAGACCAACGUUCGAAUAUAACUCAGAUCACAAUUUCGUGUAUGAAUUUUUUGUUUGGUGGCACGUACGAGCUUGAAAUUGUCGGUGGCAAUGAUAUUGAUGAAGGUGCCAACACAUUGGAUAAUCACGAUGAACGCUUACGAAAACAGUUAGAUGUGAGAUGGCCUCAACCAAAGCUCAGCGUGACUCCAGAAUCGAUUGGAACAUAUCCGCAGCAGCCAGUUGAUGUGAUUUUGGAAUUUCCUGGCAUUGAAUGCAUUGUACCGCAUACGCAACUCGACACUGUGCCAGAGUUUUGGCUUGAACUUUAUUAUUGCGGUCACGAGGUGUAUUGCGACAGCGCCAAUGUGAGCAGCUCACAGGUUUUAUACGCUGAACAAAUUCGCGGUUAUCCAAAAGCGCGCCUGUUAAAACUCAGCUGCGAGCUAUUUGGUUUAGCAGGACAUUAUGUUGUUAAAUUACGACCAACAGCACCAGUGGCGGCUAGCGUUUCAGCAACGGCUUAUAUUCAGGCUGACUGGAGUGAACAAUUUGUGUUCAAUGUCCAUGCACGUUCAAUAUCACCAUGUGAUCCACACAGCGGAAUUGGUGUUCUGUUUGAGUAUCCAGCUUGCAUUUUGGACCGAGCGGAUCGAAUACGGUUAUUUGGCAAAUUGAGGGCUGACGUUGCAUCACUCGCACCACCCACAUCACUCCACUACAUCACCGAGCAGCGAGUCGUUCGAGGUCAACAUGCAUUGCACUUUGACUGUGAUUUUUUCUCGGAAAAAUAUGUCGAAUAUUGCUUUGUGUACGUUAGUCAGGCUAUUUCCGGUGCUGUUGCCGACGUUCGCAUGGAUUGUUUGCCAACAUUACCUGUUCGCGAAUCAGAACGUGGAGGCUGGGGUCCAUGGAGUGAGUACACGCCGUGCUCAACAACGUGUGCUGGUGGUACACGGAGUCGAUAUCGCGUUUGUGAUUCACCGCCGCCGAGAUAUGGAGCAAUGUUUUGUGAGGGAAAUGCUGUUGAAACUGAAGAGUGUGGCGGAUCAAUAUCAGAUAGUUGGGAAAAUUGUAUUUAUGGUGCGCCGGGUGGUAUCUUACCAUCGGACUUUGCAGAUAGACCAGGUAUAAAAGCCGAUCUCGGAUCGGAUUGUCGAUGUGGUUGUAUUGUUCAUUUGACGGUGUCCAAGCCGCGGCGCAUUAUAUCUGCAUCGGCUCAAAGUUGUCCGGGUCGCACAUUUUGGCUGUUACAAGCCGAACCGGGCUACAGGAUUCGAUUUCACUUUGACUUCUUUCGACUCAUUUGUUCGGAUCAAUAUGUUCGCGUACGCGAUGGAGAUUCAUUAUUGAGCGAGUUGGUGGGCGAGUUUUUUGGCGGCACUCAAAAGAAUACCGACGUCAUUUUAUCAAGCGGUUCGAAACUUUUGCUGGAAUUUUACUCCAACGAAUUAUCGACAAUUGGCGAAUCGUGCAAAGGAGGCUUUUUAACACAUGCACAACAAUUCCAGACAUCACAUUUAAAUAUCACAGAACCACGUACGAGCAAAGCCAUUAUGUCAAAAAUUAACAUACCGUCCACGUCUCGAAUUACAAUGGUGCACGUCAUUGCCAUCCUAUUCAGCAGUAUUAUAAUUGUGGUGAGCGCAAUGCUUGGCGCACAGUACGUAUGUCGUUAUCGUAAAUACCAAUUAGCUGAAAGUGCUGGUGAACCAGAUUCGCCUGUGCACACUCCCCGUACAUCAAUGGGCUCAAUAGCGGCAGGUCAAUUGCCAUCAAGAGCAGUCUCAACUUCAACAUUACUAUCGGAAGUUGUGUCAUUUGUUAAAAUACGACCACGGGGCCGAUGGAUGAAGCAUUCACGUUUACGCGAAAGUGUCGAUGGUGAGGCUCUCGAAGUAGCUCUACAAAAUGGAAAAGCCCACAGUGACGAUGCAGCGAGUCUGGAUGCUAGUACGCACACUUUAACAAACGAAACGUUUAAUGGGAGCAACGAUGCAUGCGAAACGAGCGACGUGAUAACGGCACCAAAACGAAAGAAAAACAAUAAACAAGAUAGCGGAAUGAAUGGAGAAUGCUCUAAUGAGGCUCUAUCGCAACAGUUAUCGACGUCUCCAUCGAGCUUCGGUUGCAGCAGCCCCGGCAGUAAUAACGGUGACAUCGAUAGCAAGGAAGACGAUGAUAAAAAUGACAGAAAAAAUUUAGCUCGUUAUAAGCGACGCAAUUCAAACAACAUCAAUUCAAUUAGUUUACCGCGUACACCACUCGAUACACCCAUGCCACGACGACGGGAUUUUGGAAAGAAACGGAACACGAACACUGCUACUCCCGCCGCCGCUGCUGCUGCUGCUGCUACAAGAAGAAGCACCAUUGCAGAAAACAAAGACAGAAAAAAUGAACAAAGCGAUGCAAAAACUACCACCGACACUAAUUGUAACGGCAAUAGUCAUAAUAAGGACAGUGGCAGCGAUGAUGUACCGACUGAAACGAAAAGAGUUAACGGCGAAAAGGGCUCACGAAAAAAGCGAAACCAUUUAAAUAUGGUGGGCAGCAGUAGCAGAAACAAAGUUUUCAGCGAAGACAGUGAACGCGAUUCGGAUUCUCGGGCAUCCAUAAAUAAGCACCCUCUUUCAGCUUCGCGUAAAAAAAGCGACAUGAUGAGAAGACUCAGUGUCAGCAAUGCCACUUUGCGAAAUAGUUGCUACUCGCCAGCAUCGAGUGUAAUUAGUGUGUCAACAAAUCGCAGCGUGAAUAUUAAAGAGAGCAAAGAAAAGAAGAAUCGUGAGAAAUUGUUAGCCGGACCGGGAUCUGAAUUUUCAUUGGCACCCGAAGAUAUGGAAAUGGACUAUUACGAUUAUAAUGUGAUUAAUGCUGGCGCAGCACCAGGUUCAUACUUGGGCAUGGAUCCAGCGUAUUUAGUAUGGAUCCCACCAAUAGACGAUGGCACCGAACACACUGAGGAUGAUGACGACGACGACGAUGACGAACAUUCUGAUACAAAUGGUCACAGCAACGAAAGUGAAGAUGCAUCACCCAGUGAAGAGGAGCCACAUUACGAGGAAAUUUCACCAACAUAUGCAAAUAGUGAAAAUCGAAAAGAAGAAGCACCCGAAUUACCGCCGCUCAAUAAAAAGCCCAUUUCGCCGAAUACAAAUAACGGCAUUAAUGAAAUGCAUCAAAAUGCUGAUUUAAAUAAAGUUUUGCUAGCAAGUGCAUUCAGUGCAAUACGAGAUGAUGUUGACUCACCAAAAGGCAUUCGCCGAAAAAUCAGUGGAAAUUUACUUGGAAGAAAAGUACCCGAUGUUGAUGCCAUACCAAUGACCGAAUUUAGGUCGAAAAAAUCAAAUGGCAGCCUUCGAAAUGCUGAUUCACCAGCCAAAGUACAUCGCCCAUCAUAUCAAAAUCAGGAGCAACGUUGCAGCUAUGCCAGCGACGAUAAAGACGCUGGCACGGAGAAAGAGACAGCUGUUGUUAAAUCGCCAAGCGACAAAUUUAAAGAUUAUUACGAAUUGGAUGACAUUCAAUUUGCCGAUGAUGACUCUGAAGACGACUGCGACGUACGGUUCAAUCGCAACCAAACUGACUAUGCGACGUCAAAGAUGCACGAACCAAAGAACAGUCACACACUUUUCGAAAUGCAUUAGGGAAAAUCUGUUAAAGAAUUUGAAUAAUAUUUUGCACAUUAGGCAUGUGACGCUAUAGCUAAAUUGAAAUGGAUUGUAACGAAUGAACUGACAUGGAAAAUUUGUAUAAUUUAAUUUAUUAUUGCAUAAAAUGUAUGUAGAGCUUUUCAAAUUACAUUAUUAUUAUUAUUAUUGUAUUACUACUAUA
Molecule: messenger RNA, 5073 nt
Organism: Contarinia nasturtii (swede midge)
Lineage: Eukaryota; Metazoa; Arthropoda; Insecta; Diptera; Cecidomyiidae
Gene: gogo
Exons: 11
Coding region: 849-4886 (1345 amino acids)
Cellular component (GO): cell periphery
Source: RefSeq, a predicted model, not a curated record